Phaeodactylum tricornutum CCAP 1055/1 is the source of this 573-nucleotide messenger RNA. RefSeq lists its product with no specific name. The annotation marks the transcript as partial. The record is from RefSeq and is a predicted model, not a curated record. NCBI's taxonomy places the organism in Eukaryota, Bacillariophyta, Bacillariophyceae, Surirellales, Neidiaceae. The transcript has a single exon.
GAUGAAGGGACAGAGGACGGCAUUGAUGAUGGAACGGAAGAAGGAUCCGAGGAUGGCAUCAAUGAUGGAACCGAAGAAGGAAUCGAGGACAAUGACGGAGCAAAAGAUGGAAUCGAGGACGGCAUAGUGGAUGGAACAGAAGAAGGAGCUAUGGACAAAGACGGAGCAAAAGACGGAAUCGAGGAGGGCGUCAAGGAAGGGAGUGAAGACGAACUCAAGGAAGGCGUCAAAGAGGGGAUUGAAGACGGACUCGAGGAAGGCAUCAAAGACGGGUUCAAAGAUGGAAUUGAGGAAGGCAUCAAAGAGGGGGUUGAAGACGGACUCGAGGAAGGCAUCAAAGACGGGUUCAAAGAUGGAAUCGAGGAAGGUGUUGAAGACGGACUCGAGGAAGGCAUCAAAGUUGGGUUCAAAGAUGGAAUCGAGGAAGGCAUUGAAGACGGAGCUGCAGAUGGCGUCAAAGACGGCGCCAAAGAGGGGACUGUAGACGGAGUUGAGGAUGGCAUCACAGUGGGGACUGAAGACGGACUCGAUGAAGGCCCCAAAGAGGGCUCUGCAGAUGGAGAUGGAGAAGGC